This is a messenger RNA of Penicillium subrubescens, 1338 nucleotides long. RefSeq names its product mitochondrial 37S ribosomal protein uS2m. The transcript is spliced from 3 exons. Gene Ontology annotation, biological process: translation. Gene Ontology annotation, molecular function: structural constituent of ribosome. The coding region runs from base 91 to 1143 and encodes 350 amino acids. The record is from RefSeq and is a predicted model, not a curated record. Lineage: Eukaryota; Fungi; Ascomycota; Eurotiomycetes; Eurotiales; Aspergillaceae. Gene Ontology annotation, cellular component: ribosome; mitochondrial small ribosomal subunit.
CAACAGGCCAUCUGCCAAGCCCGACAAAAGUUCGCGCGGACUUGCAAUCUUGAACACGCUUCUUGCUCCGACUAAGCAACCACAUCCAAAAUGAUUGUACGGAAGUUGUGUAUGCGGCAGAGCCGCCAACUACUGGCCCUGAACCGCCAGGCUCCGGCCUACACUCGAUUCCUCUCCACAGAGACACCAGUUGACACGGCGGUGCAAGCACCGGAGUCAAUCGCUUCUGCAGAGAACCCUCUUCACGAAGUCGUCCACGCAUCAAGGAAUAACGCACAACUCAAUCCCCGACAGCAAUGGGGUGAGCUGGAGAAGCGGAGGCACAAAUUCAACAACCUCGGCUCCGCCGUGCAAGAAUCCUAUGACCCCGAAAAUAUCAUCCGCAAUCCCCCCAAGCCCUCCGACGUCACCCUCGAGAUGCUCCUCGCUGCCGGCACACACCUGGGCCACUCGACCUCGCGCUGGAACCCGCAGAACUCCCGGUACAUCUUCGGUAUCCGCGAAGGUGUGCACAUAAUAUCCCUAGACGUUACGGCAGCCUACCUUCGUCGCGCGGCGAAGGUUGUCGAGGAAGUCGCCGCUCGUGGCGGUAUCAUCCUCUUCGCCGGUACCCGCAAGGGCCAGAAGCGCGCUGUCGUGCGAGCCGCCGAGCUAGCCAAGGGCUACCACAUCUUUGAGCGGUGGAUCCCCGGCUCGCUGACGAACGGACAGCAGAUUCUGGGCCACUGUGAGACCAAGGUCGUUAACGCCAUGGAUGAGGAGUUACCCGAGUUCAAGGCCGAUUUGGCGGAUCGUCCGUCCGUGAAGCCGGAUUUGGUGGUUGUGCUGAACCCAUUGGAGAAUGUGGUUCUGCUGCAUGAGUGCGGAUUGAAUAAUGUGCCUACUAUUGGUGUUAUUGAUACCGAUGCUGAUCCCACCCGUGUCACCUACCCGAUUCCUGCCAACGAUGAUACGCUCCGAGGAACUUGCUUGAUUGCUGGGAUUUUGGGACGCGCUGGUGAGGCUGGUCAGAAGAGGCGUUUGGAGAUGGCUGCCCAGGGGAAGACGGACUAUGAGCCUAUUACGGCGCGCCAGUUGCGUUUGGAUCCGCUUACGGGUCUGGCACCGCCUGGUUCAGAGUUGGAUAAGGCGAAGCAGGCUUGAGCUUAGAGGCUUUGGUCUAUCUUGGUGGGUUUUUGUGUGGAGAUGAGCGCCGGGUUCCUGGCCUUGUAUUGUAUAGAUGAUUCCUCGCCUCGUGGGCGUUAGCACAUCAUGUAUUAACAAGUCAUAUUUCUUUUGCUGUUUUAAUUUCUUGCAUGUUUCAUUGAUUGGGUCUAAAAUAUUACAAUUCUCAUUUCA